Messenger RNA from Ilex paraguariensis (yerba mate), 249 nucleotides. NCBI's taxonomy places the organism in Eukaryota, Viridiplantae, Streptophyta, Magnoliopsida, Aquifoliales, Aquifoliaceae. The record is from the annotation of a GenBank genome assembly.
GCUAGCGUUGGCGAGGCAGCGGGUGCUGGGGAGUCCAGGUGCUACAUGGACGUCGAGGGCAACAAGAGGAUCCAGGUGGGCUUCGGUGGUGAGGUGCCAAAGGCACGGCCAGGCCUCAACGAUGGGCAAAGAUGCCAUGGGCGAGGCGUCAUGGGCAUCGCUGAGGGUAAGGCGAGGAAGGCGCCACUUGGUGUGGUGCCGUUGUGCAAGGCUCCGUUUGGAGAGGCGCCGUAUGAAAGGGCACCAUAG